This is a messenger RNA of Caenorhabditis briggsae, 798 nucleotides long. It is a transcript of the gene Cbr-syx-17, whose product is annotated as Protein CBR-SYX-17. Bases 1 to 798 code for a protein of 265 amino acids. Gene Ontology annotation, biological process: vesicle fusion; exocytosis; intracellular protein transport. Gene Ontology annotation, molecular function: SNAP receptor activity; SNARE binding. The transcript is spliced from 4 exons. Gene Ontology annotation, cellular component: plasma membrane; SNARE complex; endomembrane system. The record is from RefSeq and is a predicted model, not a curated record. NCBI's taxonomy places the organism in Eukaryota, Metazoa, Nematoda, Chromadorea, Rhabditida, Rhabditidae.
AUGACUUCAUCACAGAGAUUCAGCACAUUGGUACACAUGUAUGAAAAAACAGCUAAUCGGCAAUUAGGCGAGUUGAGAGACUUGCAAAGAAUUGCAUUGCAGGGCGGUCUCAGAGAUACACCCGCACUCCGAGAAUCGAUAUCUACGUAUGAAAGAGAUCUUGAAGAAGGACUGCGAGGGAUUCUAGCUGUCCGUGGAGAGAUGACAGAUAUUAGUCAAGAACAUGAAUUUGAUUCUAUAAUCGAGCCGAUCAGACAGCAGAUAAAGACACUGAUUAAUGUGACUAAGACACUACCCGUUCUCGCUCCUCCAACUGGAAGAAAUCCGUUUGACCAAGAAGAAAGAGAUUUAGAUGAUAAUCCAUACGAAAUGGAAUCGAGAAGAUAUCUUCAAGAGACAACCAUGAAAGAUAACGAGUUACGGCAGCUGGCAACAGAUAUGAAAGAACGAGCUGAAGCGACAGCGAAGGUUGAAAAGGAUAUGGCUGAUUUGGAGAAGAUUUUCCAAGAGCUCGGUCGGAUAGUUCAUGAGCAACACGAUGUGAUUGAUUCGAUUGAAGAACAAAUCGAAAGGGCAAAUGAGGAUGUUAAAAGAGGAAAUGAGAAUUUGAAAAAGGCGGUGAAGUCAAAAGCUGCAAAGGCACCGAUUUAUGCAGGUCUAGUUGGUGGACUUGCCGUUGGAGGGCCUGUUGGGAUGGCUGCUGGUUCGGCAAUAGCUGGAAUUGCAGCUGGGGUCGGUGGAUUAGUAGCAGGAGUCUAUACUGGACGAUUUUUCAAACGAUCAGCGACCACUGAUUGA